Messenger RNA from Musca domestica (house fly), 1446 nucleotides. Its product is annotated as V-type proton ATPase subunit D 1. Gene Ontology annotation, cellular component: proton-transporting V-type ATPase complex. NCBI's taxonomy places the organism in Eukaryota, Metazoa, Arthropoda, Insecta, Diptera, Muscidae. Gene Ontology annotation, molecular function: proton-transporting ATPase activity, rotational mechanism. The record is from RefSeq and is a predicted model, not a curated record. The transcript is spliced from 4 exons. Bases 159 to 899 code for a protein of 246 amino acids.
ACAGUUGUCACAAGACCCAAUAAUCACAUAUGACCGUAUUGUAGAUUUUCUUCGUCCCCAUUGAAUUUUUGUUCGUGUACGGAGGAAAUUUUUUUCAAAUUUUCAGCAAAUACCCUAAUUUUUGGAGGAAAUUUGUGUAAAAAUCAAAAACAACAAAUAUGUCUGGAAAGGAUAGGUUACCAAUUUUCCCCUCUCGUGGUGCCCAAAUGUUGAUGAAGGCACGUUUGGCUGGUGCACAAAAGGGUCAUGGGUUGCUGAAAAAGAAGGCUGAUGCCUUGCAAAUGCGUUUCCGUAUGAUUUUGGGUAAAAUCAUUGAGACCAAAACUUUAAUGGGGGAAGUUAUGAAGGAGGCUGCCUUCUCCUUGGCCGAGGCCAAAUUCACAACCGGUGACUUCAAUCAGGUGGUUUUGCAAAAUGUCACCAAAGCCCAAAUUAAAAUUCGCACAAAGAAAGACAAUGUGGCUGGUGUUACAUUGCCCGUUUUCGAAUCCUAUCAAGAUGGUGCUGAUACCUAUGAAUUGGCUGGUUUGGCUCGUGGUGGUCAACAAUUGGCCAAAUUGAAGAAAAACUAUCAAAGUGCUGUCAAGCUAUUGGUAGAAUUGGCUUCCUUGCAGACCUCCUUUGUGACCUUGGAUGAAGUCAUUAAGAUCACCAACAGAAGAGUUAAUGCCAUUGAACAUGUCAUUAUUCCCCGUAUUGACCGUACCUUGGCCUACAUUAUCUCCGAAUUGGAUGAAUUGGAACGUGAAGAAUUCUACCGUCUAAAGAAGAUCCAAGAUAAGAAACGUGAGGCCCGUUCCAAACAGGAAGCCCACAAGGCUGAACUCUUAAAGAAGGGCAUCGAUGUCCGUGAGGUGGCCAACAUCUUGGAUGAGGGUGAUGAUGAUGUUCUAUUCUAAGUCCACUUUGUAAAGUUAUAUAGAGCAUAAAGAAAUCAACUCUUAGACAAACAACCAACAAAAAGCAAAAGAAACAAUAAUAACAACAACCCAACACACUACGAACAGUGUUUUAAGUUAUAAGUCUAAACGGGAAAAAAUACCUGAAAAUUAUUGUUGUUUUUUUAUUUUAUUUCAAUUUGAUGUUUAGUUUCAUUUCGUUAUUGUUUUUUGUGACUGUCUUCCCCGGUUUUGUUUUUUUUUUUUUCAUUUUCAUUUGAAACUUUUAUUUCACUCUGCUAACGAAAAAAGACACUUAACACAGUAUUCUUUGCCAAGUAGUGAUUAUUUGUUUGUUUUGUUGAAUAUGGUUUUUAAGAACAAUAUAAAAAUUUGCAUCAGUUUUAAAUAAAAUUCCAUAAAAUUAUCGUAAUAUACUACUGUAUUAUAUAUUAAAAAAAAGAAUUAGAAAAAAAAACGAAAUCUUCAUAAAAAACUAUUGUUAUAAUUAAUAAGUAACGCCUGCAUUAUGGUAUUCAAAUAAAUAAUAUAUAAAUGUUAAUGGAAA